ACAGAUAUAAUCCAGUAAAUGACGAAUCUUUUAAAACCAAAUAUAAACCUUUUGGCUAUGCUUAUUUCGGUGGAAAUGUAUAUGGAAUAAGGGGUACUGCCUCUUUUAAUAUUAGUGGAUAUACUCCAGGUUAUAUUUUAGGUCAGAAUUUCGGGUUAGUUAAUGUACUUCCCAAAAGUUUUGAAAAUGAUGAAUUUGAUGGUAUACUCGGGUUAGCCACUUCUAAUGAAUUUGUAGAACUUGAAACUAAUGUUUAUCAAAAUAUUUUACAUGAUUAUGAGACUAAAAAUGCAAUAUUCUCGUUAAAAAUUGGAAGAGAAGCAGACGAAAUGGAGAGUGAAUUAAUUAUUGGUGGCAUUGAUCAAAGUAAAUAUACUGGUGAACUUGUCUCAACACAGAUAUUCAGUCUCAGUCAUAUUUAUUGGUCAAUUCGUCUCGAUGGCUUCUCUAUCAAUGUUAAAUCAUUAGAAUUUCAAGGUCAUAUCAGAAAAAUUGUUUCAGGAAUAUCCUCAAUAAUUGUUAAAAUAAAAAUCGGCAAUGUUGAUUGGGAUAUUGAUCCGAGAGAUUUGAUAGAUAUUCAACAAUUAAGAAAUCGAGAAACAUGUAGUGGAAUGAUAAUCAGUGGAAUUACAGAAGGAUUUUUUCAUUUGACUGAAGAAUAUGUAAAUGCGCUUAAGUCUUUAAUAGAUAUUCCUGAAGCAGAGGCUUAUAUGAGGACACAAGUUUUUAUAGCGCCUAUGGAUUACCCUGGACAACUUUAUAUACAGUGUGCUAUCACUCGUUGUAUUAAAUUAGGAGACUCUUCUGAAAUUCUGGAGCAAAUUUUGCAUGUUGUUCCAAUGAUUGGACCCUUGCAUGUAUUCUUAAAUAGUUGUGAAACCGUGUUUCUUUUAAAUUAUCAUUUUUUUGAUAUCCUUUUUCAUGCAGUUUUUGGGCAUAAUAAGAUGUUGGCAAAAAAGCCAAAGCCUUACAAAAUUAAUUUGAUUUUAGAAUUAGCAG
Molecule: messenger RNA, 999 nt
Organism: Dentiscutata erythropus
Lineage: Eukaryota; Fungi; Glomeromycota; Glomeromycetes; Diversisporales; Gigasporaceae
Source: the annotation of a GenBank genome assembly